AUGGGAAUAGUGUUCACGAGGCUGUUUUCGUCGCUGUUUGGGAGCAAGGAAGCUCGGAUCCUUGUAUUAGGGCUUGACAAUGCGGGAAAAACCACUAUUCUUUAUCGGCUUCAGAUGGGUGAAGUUGUUUCCACUAUUCCGACAAUUGGGUUCAAUGUGGAAACAGUGCAAUAUAAUAACAUUAAAUUCCAAGUCUGGGAUCUAGGUGGCCAGACUAGUAUCAGGCCAUAUUGGAGAUGCUACUUUCCCAAUACUCAAGCUAUAAUCUAUGUUGUUGAUUCAAGUGAUACAGAUAGAUUGGUGGUUGCUAAAGAGGAAUUUCAUGCUAUAUUAGAGGAGGAAGAAUUAAAAGGAGCUGUAGUCCUCAUAUUUGCAAACAAACAGGAUCUUCUCGGUGCACUCGAUGAUGCUGCAGUAACUGAGGCCUUAGAGUUGCACAAGAUUAGGAACCGGCAAUGGGCUAUUUUCAAAACUUCUGCCAUAAAAGGAGAAGGUCUCUUUGAGGGCUUGGAGUGGUUGAGCAAUACACUUAAAUCUGGAGGUGGCUAA
Fraxinus pennsylvanica is the source of this 549-nucleotide messenger RNA. The record is from the annotation of a GenBank genome assembly. Lineage: Eukaryota; Viridiplantae; Streptophyta; Magnoliopsida; Lamiales; Oleaceae.